This is a messenger RNA of Lasiodiplodia theobromae, 429 nucleotides long. RefSeq lists its product as uncharacterized. The transcript is spliced from 2 exons. Bases 1 to 429 code for a protein of 142 amino acids. The record is from RefSeq and is a predicted model, not a curated record. Lineage: Eukaryota; Fungi; Ascomycota; Dothideomycetes; Botryosphaeriales; Botryosphaeriaceae.
AUGCACUUCGCAUCCGCCAUCAGCGCCGUCGCGGCCCUCGCCGUCACUGCCGUCACCGCCGCACCCGUCGCUGAGGCCACCGCCGCUGCCGCCAGCCAGUACGGCAGCUGGGCCGUCGACUACAGCUGGGACUCCGCCGCCAGCGGCUUCAAGCAGGAGAAGUUCUCGGCCGUCUACUCGCUCGACCAGACCACCGCCACCAAGACCUGGACCCUCCUGCCCCCCGACGACGAGACCACCGUCGUCAACCCGGAGUCUUUCGUCGCUUCCUACGACGGCUCUACUGUCAGUCUUCAGCAGACCGUCGAGAUCGACGGCACCAAGGUCACCAUUUACGGCAGCGCGCCGCUCGCGACGAAGUGCAACAGUGCUACCGGUCGUUACUGCAGUGGAUCUGCCACCGUUGAGGUCACCCAGGCCGUUGCUUGA